Hemibagrus wyckioides is the source of this 1118-nucleotide messenger RNA. RefSeq names its product Ferritin light chain, oocyte isoform-like. The transcript is spliced from 3 exons. Gene Ontology annotation, biological process: iron ion transport; intracellular iron ion homeostasis. The coding region runs from base 236 to 838 and encodes 200 amino acids. NCBI's taxonomy places the organism in Eukaryota, Metazoa, Chordata, Actinopteri, Siluriformes, Bagridae. Gene Ontology annotation, cellular component: cytoplasm. The record is from RefSeq and is a predicted model, not a curated record. Gene Ontology annotation, molecular function: ferrous iron binding; ferric iron binding.
CGCCUGCGUGUUUCAGCUGAACUUCUGCAUGACGUGGAAACGACUUCCCCUAGUCGAGUGUGGUGAAGACAGCGCGGACAUUUUAUACUUUAUUUCUGCACAAUAAUCCGCUUUAUUAGAUCAAAACUAGGCGUUUUGUGGGCACAUGAGUGAGGAAGAGCGCCUAGCUGUACAGAAACAAAGCGGCAGCGUCGGAAGAGUAACCGUUUCCUCGCUGUAACUUCUCAGCUCCAAGAUGUCGGAACCAGUCGGGAAGAAGCUGAAAACUAAUGUACCCUUGUGUAAAGCACACUGCGUUUUGGUGGGCAGUAAAGCGAAGCAGAAUUUCCCUACAGCCGUUGAAGAAGGUUUAUGUGGAGUUUCAACUUCAGUGAUGGAGUUUGCCUACCGACUUGAAGCGUUGGCCAAGAUCUUUGAGCAGGAUGAUCUGCCCUUGUCCCGUGUAGCUGCGUUUUUCCAUCAGGAGUCUUCAAGGGAGCAGGCGCAGGCCGAGGCCAUGCUACAGUACAUGUCUGAUCGUGGAGGACAGUACUGCAACAAAGUUAUUCAGAAACCAGGUACUGAGCAGGUGUGUGCACUGCUCCCUUCUCUGGAGCUCAUGUUGGGCCAGUGGAAGGAGGAGAUGGCCAUCAUGGUGGGACUGUGUCAGCUAGCACAUGAGCAUGAGGACCCUCACACCAUCAGUGUGGUCAAACGCCACUUCCUCAAUCCAGUUGUCUCAAAGAUCAAGCUUUUGGGUGACUUAUUGACAAAUGCUCGUAGAGUGGGAUGCACCAAUGACAGUACCGGAGGUUUUGGAGAAUAUCUCAUCGACCAGCUUUACAAGGAACUGAGCUGAAUUUUCUGCUAAUAAUAAAGCCCCCUUGGGAUGCAAUUAAAACCUGACCAGCAUUAUAGAAUAGAAAUGGCUUCUAUUCUAGCUUUUGAACUUGGUAAUGUGACUUCAUUAAACAAAGCCAUUCUAUUUUGUAUACAAAUAAAUAAUAAGUUAUUGAUGAUGUAAACACAUGUGAGUUAUGUGAAUUGAACGUUCUUGCUCUUUGUUACUAAUGCGCUUUUUUUUGCCAUGUACCCUAUCAUGUAUAUUACCAUGAAAUUCUCUUCUAUUAAAUGUGUGC